This is a messenger RNA of Microbotryum saponariae, 1495 nucleotides long. NCBI's taxonomy places the organism in Eukaryota, Fungi, Basidiomycota, Microbotryomycetes, Microbotryales, Microbotryaceae. The record is from the annotation of a GenBank genome assembly.
AUGGCCGACGCCUCGGCCAAAGCGGCGGUCUUUGUCGCGAGCGAAGCCUACGACGGCACUCGCAUUCAAGGACCCGACUUCAACCACGCCCACGACCUCGAUCAACUGCUGCGGUCGUACCAGACGAUUGGGUUCCAAGCCCAUGGACUUUCGAGGGCGAUCGAAUUGAUCAACAAGAUGGUGCGUACCUUGACAGUAGCAUCCAGGCGCUCGCUCCGACUCGCGUGGGAGCCUAUCCAGCUGCGCAGCGGGAAUUUGGGGAGACAUGACUUAUCCAACAGACUUUGUUACGAAUUUCACCCAGAGGGCAUGGCGACUUUCGGACGAAAAGAUGGAUCCUGAUGCCCAAACGGAGGAACUGGAUCCCGAGAUUCGCGCCGCGACAAAGUGUCAAAUCUUCCUCGGUUACACCUCCAACCUCGUUUCGUCCGGUCUGCGCGAGAUCAUUCGUUUCUUGGUCCAACACAAGAUGGUCACGUGUCUCGUCACGACCGCGGGCGGGAUAGAAGAGGAUCUGAUCAAGUGUCUUGGUCCGACGUUCGUCACCCCCGGUGGGGAGUUCAAUCUUGAUGGAGCAGGGUUAAGGAGGAGGGGAUUGAACAGGAUCGGCAAUCUGUUGGUACCGAAUGACAACUACUGCAAGUUUGAGGACUGGGUCGUCCCGAUAUUGGACACGAUGGUCGCGGAGCAACAGGCCGGCCAAACCUGGACACCGAGCAAAGUGGUCAACCGGCUAGGCAAAGAGAUUGACGACGAGUCGAGCAUCCUGUAUUGGGCUUACAAGGUGCGUGAAGACUACCGAUAUGUCUUUGGUCUAUGUUAUUAAGAUUCCUUUAUUGCUCUACCAGAACGACAUCCCCGUCUUCUGCCCCGCUCUCACGGACGGAUCAUUAGGGGACAUGAUGUAUUUCCACUCGUGUACGUGCGCUAUUCCUAUAUACCCCUGACCCCCACUGUGCUAACCUUGUCUCGCGUCCUUCACCCAAACCAGACAAGACCGAGACACCCUUCGUUGUCGAUAUCGUCGGUGACAUUCGACGGCUCAACGACCUCUCGGUCAAGUCCAAGAAGGCAGGCAUGAUCAUCCUCGGUGGCGGUGUGUGCAAGCACCAGAUCGCGAAUUCGAUGCUUUUCGUACGUGAUCCUCACUGGGGCCCUUUUUUCCUCGCAUCUUUAUGUUGAUGGGAGACUUUAUUUCGUAUUUAGCGAAACGGAGCCGAUUACUCCGUCUACAUCAACACGGGACAAGAGUUCGACGGAUCCGAUUCUGGCGCAAGACCGGACGAGGCUGUCAGUUGGGGCAAGAUCAAAAUCGACGGUGAGAGCGUCAAAGUGUGAGUCCUCUUCGUUUUCGGAAAGGAUCUUUCGAACUUGAUGCUGACAUUCACAAAGUUUUGAGCUGUGUUUUAGAUACGCCGACGCGACCCUCGUCUUUCCCUUGAUCGUCGCCGCGACGUUCGGCAAAGCGCACUGGGACGCCCAACGACAAGCGUGA